UUAAAAUGCGCCUUCUUCGCUAAAGUCAAGUGUUGUGUUCAAGGCCCGUGACGUUGACAUUAGUGACGGAAUAAAGAAAGACGACGGAGAAGCCGAGACCGGAGCGCUUCUCAUGUAAUUGAUCUGCCUGCUGAAUGUUCAACAAGUCCGCUCACGUGUUGUCUCCAGCGUCUACGAUGGCCUCGCUGGCGGAUGGCGGCGGCGGCGAAGGCAUAACGGCGCUGGGCUCGGAGCUGCCGGCCAUGUUUGACGGCGUGAAGAUGGCGGCGCUGGCAACCGUCCUCUACGUCAUCAUGCGCUGCCUCAACCUCAAGAGUCCGCCGUCGCCACCUCAAGUCAGCCACCAGGACACGCCGCUUACCCGCUACCUGCUCAAAUGCUGCCCCCUGUUGACCAAAGAAUACAUUCCGCCCCUGCUGUGGGGGAAGAGCGGCCACAUCCAGACGGCGCUCUACGGCAAGGUGGGCCGCGUGGGCACCCCGACGCCGCGCGGGGUCCGCAAGCUCCUCCCCAUGCAUGACGGGGCCACGGCCAGUUUUGACCUUUUUGAGGCGCUGGUUGAACACUGCACAAGAGAUGACAUCACCAUGGUCAUUUGCCCCGGCUUCGCCAACCAUAGCGGGAACGUCUACAUUCGCACCUUUGUGGAUCACUCCCAGCGGCAAGGCUACCGAUGCGCCGUCCUCAACCACUUGGGGGCCUUGCCUGACAUGGAGCUGACGGCGCCGCGCAUGUUCACCUACGGUUGCACGUGGGAGUUUGCUGCCAUGGUGAGCUACGUGAAGCAAGCGUUCCCCGGCACGCUGCUGGUGGCGGUGGGCUUCAGUCUGGGCGGCAACAUCGUGUGCAAAUUCCUGGGCGAGGACCCCGCCAAUCAGGAGCGAGUGCUGUGCUGCGUCAGCGUCUGUCAGGGCUACAGCGCCCUCAGAGCCCAGGAGACAUUCCUUCAGUGGGACCAGUGCCGACGGCUGUAUAACUUCGUCCUAACCGAAAAACUGAAGAAGCUCAUCUUGUCGCACAGGGAGAGCUUGCUGGGCGUGACCUCCAGCAACAUCAGCGACGGCGACCUGAGUCGACUGUGCGCCGCCACGUCGAUCACACAGAUCGACGACACCAUCAUGAGGAAGUUCCAUGGGUACAGCUCCUUGGAUGAGUACUACAAGCAGGAGAGCUGCGUUCGCUACAUGCACAAGGUCUCUGUGCCGCUUCUCCUGAUGAACUCGUCCGAUGACCCGCUCGUGCAUCGCUCCCUGCUCGCCAUCCCACGCACGCUCUCAGAGAAGAUGCCCAACGUGAUCUUCGCCCUCACCCAACACGGCGGCCACCUGGGCUUCUUCGAGGGGGCCGUGCUGUUCCCUCAGCCCCUUACGUGGAUGGACAAAGUCAUCGUGGAGUUCGCCGACGCCAUCUGCCACUGGGAGAGCAACCGGCUGCCCCGCCGCGCCGCAACCUGCCCCGAUUUGAGCCUGGGGUGCGCCGAGAGAGCGGAGGGAACGCCCGCCGCCUGGCCCUUGAUUUCGGCAUGAUGACGGUUGGAGGUUGGAACAUUUGUUUGUCUUUUUUACGGAUCGUAAGACCUCAGGUGGUUCCGCUGUAAAGUCUACUGAAAGGGAGGAGUAUUUUUUUUUUAAUUACUGCUGCAAUUUCCUUAUGUUGAAAUGUGUGAGUAUGACAUUGCGUUUUUCACAAAAUGACGUUGAUACUGUUAAGUGGCUUGCAACCGCUUUGGAAUACUCCUGAAACUGGAUCGGGUAUUUAUUGCAGGACGACAUUUUCACUAUGCACUUUAGACUCUUGGCGCGACUGUUUUGACUUUUUUUUUUCCCUCCAAUUGUUAAUGAUCUGAAUAAAGAAACUUCUUC
Hippocampus zosterae (dwarf seahorse) is the source of this 1862-nucleotide messenger RNA. Its product is annotated as monoacylglycerol lipase ABHD2-like. The record is from RefSeq and is a predicted model, not a curated record. Gene Ontology annotation, molecular function: monoacylglycerol lipase activity; acetylesterase activity. Gene Ontology annotation, biological process: medium-chain fatty acid catabolic process; acylglycerol catabolic process; medium-chain fatty acid biosynthetic process. The coding region runs from base 135 to 1526 and encodes 463 amino acids. Gene Ontology annotation, cellular component: sperm flagellum; sperm plasma membrane. The transcript is spliced from 10 exons. NCBI's taxonomy places the organism in Eukaryota, Metazoa, Chordata, Actinopteri, Syngnathiformes, Syngnathidae.